Silurus meridionalis is the source of this 1005-nucleotide messenger RNA. RefSeq names its product olfactory receptor 7A5-like. The coding region runs from base 1 to 1005 and encodes 334 amino acids. Gene Ontology annotation, cellular component: membrane. Gene Ontology annotation, molecular function: olfactory receptor activity; G protein-coupled receptor activity. Gene Ontology annotation, biological process: G protein-coupled receptor signaling pathway. The transcript has a single exon. The record is from RefSeq and is a predicted model, not a curated record. Lineage: Eukaryota; Metazoa; Chordata; Actinopteri; Siluriformes; Siluridae.
AUGAACAGCAUCAAAAUCACAAGCUCUUUGAACUUUAGUUUAUUACAAAAUGCAUCAUUUGUGCAUCCCGAGUAUUUUUUCAUCAGUGGAUUUUCCGGGUUACCUUUUAGCCAAUACUACUUUGUUUUCUUAAUUUUUGUCUAUAUUAUCUCUCUGUGUGGAAACUCAAUUGUCAUUUUUGUUAUAUUAGUGAACAAAAAUCUGCAUGUUCCUAAAUACAUGGGAAUCUUUAAUUUAGCUCUGUCAGACUUUGGUGAAACAAACGCACUGAUUCCUAACCUUGUGAAGACAUUUCUUUUUAAUUCACAGUACAUAUCCUAUAAUGCAUGUUUGGUUAAUAUGUUUUUUUCUUUUUUCUUUGCUGGUGGACAGUCUUUAACUCUUGCUGCCAUGGCCUAUGAUCGAUUUAUUGCCAUUUACUUACCACUGAGAUAUCAUGUAAUUGUAAAUAACUCCUUCAUGUUUGCGACAUUAACCUCAAUAUGGGUAAUUAAUUUUGUUAUAUUUGGCACAAUGGUGAUUUUGAUUACACGUCUUUCAUUCUGUAAAACCAAUGAGGUCAAAAGUUUUUUUUGUGACCACGGGCCAAUUUAUACACUUGCUUGUAAUGACAAUAGCAUAAAUUCUUUUAUGGCAAAAUUUUGUACUGCAGUAUAUCUCUAUGCACCUUUGACUGCCAUAAUCUUAUCAUACAUAGGAAUUCUUUUGGCCUUAACCAAGAUUACAACAUGGGAGGGUCGUUUUAAAGCACUCAAAACAUGUGUCUCUCAUUUGCUGGUAGUAGGAAUAUUUUUUCUUCCAAUUUUAAGUAUGUAUAUUGCGGCAUUAACUUCAAAUCUACAUCCUAAUGCAAGGAUAAUAAAUACUUCGCUAUCAGCAACCAUUCCAUCUAUGGUAAACCCUAUAAUUUAUGUCUUUAACACAAAGGAAUUCAGAGGUUUUAUAAUGAAGAUGCUUAAAAAGAAAAAUAUCACAAUUUCCAAGUUACAGACUUUAGAAAAGUAA